GGCUGGUGCUGGGAGUCGCUGCAGUGACGUCACCACUCUCAGCUGUUCUCUCUACAAUGGCAGCCGGAGACAGGGAAGCCGAGGCCUGACAGCCGCCCGAGGGUUUUCUCACAAAGCCUUCACCGUUCUAUCAUGGCGAGCCCCGUGGUGCGUCAGAUUGACAAGCAGUUCCUCAUCUGCAGCAUCUGUCUGGAGCGCUACCAUGUCCCGAAGGUCCUGCCAUGUCUGCACACCUUCUGUGAGAAGUGUCUGCAGAGCUACAUUCCGCCACAGAGCCUGACCCUGUCCUGCCCGGUGUGCCGACAGACCUCCAUCCUCCCAGAACGAGGGGUCUCUGCUCUACAGAAUAACUUCUUCAUCACCAACCUUAUGGAAGUUCUGCAGAGGAGCCCGGAGAGUGGGCGACAGGAGCAAAGUGUCCUCCCAUGUGAUGGCCACACGUCUGCAACCUCUCUGUCCUGCCCCAAUCACCAGGGCAAGACGAUGGAAUAUUAUUGCGGACCAUGUGAGACGGCCAUGUGUGUGGAGUGCACAGAGGGGGAACACCGGGAACAUUGCACCGUCCCACUGAAAGAUGUCCUGGAUCAGCACAAAGCGUCACUGCGCAGCCAGCUAGACAGCAUACGGAGCAGAAUCCCCCAGUUGACUUCGGCCAUUGACCUGGUGAGUGAAAUCAGUCGUCAGCUCAGCGAAAGGAAGAACGCCGCCGUGAAUGAGAUCUGCUCCACAUUUGAGGAGCUGGAACGGGCUCUACAGCAAAGGAAGAACUCGCUUCUUCAGGAUCUGGAGAGCAUCUCUGGUAGCAAGCAGAAGGUUCUGCAGACUCAGCUCUCGUCCCUCAGACAAGGUCUGGAUAACAUGGAGAGCAGUGUGCGUUUCACCGAGCAGGCUCUUGGUCAUGGCUCAGAGACAGAAGUCCUCCUGGUGAGAAAGCAGAUGAGCGAGCAGCUGAACGAGUUGGCCUCCCGAGAUUUCCCCCUCCAUCCACAGCAGAACCCGCAGUUAGAAUUCCGAGUGGAGACAGAUGGGCUACGCCGAUCUCUUCAAAACCUGGGAGCGCUUCUAACCACUAGUGCGGUGGCCUAUGCCUCAGUGGCUACAGGAGAGGGUCUGCGCCAGAUGCUGGUGGGACACCAAACCUCUGUCACCGUUACAACAAAAGACAAGGAUGGAGAAUUGGUCCGAAGUGGUAAUGCCAUCUUACAGGCCCAACUGACGGGUCCAGAUGGAGGGGCCCACGAUGGAGAGGUGACAGACAAUAAGAACGGCACUUAUGAGGUGCUCUACACUCCUCGCCAUGAAGGGGAGCACCAGCUCUCUCUGCGGCUCUAUGGCCAACCUCUUCGUGGAAGCCCCUAUCGGGUGAAAGCAGUAAAGCCAGGAGAUGUGCCAGCCUCACCGGAAGACGUGAAACGAAGAGUGAAGUCUCCCAGUGGUGGACAUAUACGACAGAAGGCAGUGAGGAGGCCGUCCAGUAUGUACAGCACCAACAAGAAGAAGGAGAACCCUAUAGAGGAUGAGAUGAUCCUCCGAGUAGGGUCCCGUGGUCGAGACAAAGGUGAAUUCUCCAACUUACAAGGCAUUUCAGCUUCCAGUAACAACCGCAUUUUGGUGGCGGACAGUAACAACCAGUGUAUACAGGUCUUCUCCAAUGACGGUCAUUUUAAGCUGCGCUUCGGUAUACGAGGCCGGUCACCGGGACAGCUGCAGCGUCCUACAGGCGUGGCCGUGGACAUGAACGGUGACAUCAUUGUGGCAGAUUAUGACAAUCGCUGGGUCAGCAUCUUCUCUCCUGAGGGGAAGUUCAAGAACAAGGUGGGUGUCGGUCGUCUUAUGGGUCCUAAGGGAGUGGCGGUGGACCGAAAUGGACAUCUGAUUGUUGUGGACAACAAGUCCUGCUGCAUCUUCAUCUUUCAGUCGAAUGGGAAGCUGGUGGGAAGAUUUGGAGGCCGCAAUCCAGGAGAUAAGCAGCAGACCGCGAGUCUCGAUGGUCCCCAUUUUGUGGCCGUCAAUAACAAGAAUGAGAUUAUAGUGACGGAUUUCCACAACCAUUCAGUGAAGGUGUACAGCGCAGAAGGAGAAUUCCUCUUUAAGUUUGGCUCUCACGGAGAGGGGAACGGUCAGUUUAACGCCCCCACCGGAGUCGCUGUGGAUUCUAAUGGAAACAUCAUCGUGGCUGACUGGGGAAACAGCCGGAUUCAGGUGUUUGACAGUUCUGGCUCAUUUCUGUCCUACAUUAACACCAUGGCUGACCCCCUGUAUGGUCCACAGGGGCUGGCGCUCACCUCUGAUGGUCAUGUGGUGGUUGCUGACUCGGGAAACCAUUGCUUCAAGGUCUACAGGUAUCUGCAGUGAUAUUGAGGGACAGGAGGCUCGGCGGGCUCAGCUGUCCGUGCCGUGUACAUGACGUCUGCCCGCUCUCUGUUUAUUCUUCCUGAAGUGGUGUUUCCUUGUCCAUCCUAAGCCGCCAGUUCCUUGUCCUAGUGCCAGACGCUGCGGUGCCCCUCUGUCUUCUGCACAAGUGACGUCUAUUGACCUCUAUCCUCCCGCUUUCUUCUGUCCUCCACCCGGAGUUCCUGCUAUGGACGCUGCUAAAUGUUUACGACAUGUAGAGAGGAAUGCGGAUGAGCCAUUGUCUCCACCGCGCUGUUUGCAAGCCAACCGAUGACUGGUGGGAUCGAUCGGCGCCAGCGAGCUUCACCCUGUGGCUGAGGACAUUUGCACUGAUGGGAUACGUAUUACGAUGGAAGUAGACGAGCCCUUUCUGGACAGUCCGUGGCCAUGCUGUAUCUGCCAGUAGUACACGCCUUGGAUGUGGGGCGUCACACGUGUGGUCUCCGCUGCUCCCGGGACAGACAUGGGUCAUCCUUCAGUAGAGCAGGGCACAGGGUGCAGCUCUGAAUGUAACCUCCUGAAAGGUAAACAGGGUCUCAGCCGGUUUCGGGGUUUCCCAGCAUGCUGUUCUCAUAAGCUCCGCCCACAUGGUGACCUGGCCCAGGCUCCUCCCCGCCCCCAUGAGGUUAUGAAGGCUGCAGCUGUUGUACUGAUGACAUGUGUGACCGCACCCUGGUCCUGGGUGACAUCCGGACAUUUUAUUUCUGUACGUUUUUUUAUUUGAUUGGCAUUUCAUCAGCAGUGUGCCGCGGUGUAGACCCCGCUGGGAUACCUUGUGCCAAAUACUGCAGAAGUGGUGCCAGUCCAGCAUGGCUGCCAUAUCUGUCUCCACGGUCCUGGGGCUUUGGGGGGGUUUGCCGUCUGCAGCUCAUUGUUUUUAUUUUUUUACGUUUUCACUGUAUUUAGUUUUUUACAUUUAUUUUGUAUGCACUGUCAUGAAUGUAACUUCCUGCUUCUCGCCAAGUCACAUGCACAUAAAACCAGCACCGAUUGGCCGAGCCGCUGCGGUUACCAGUAAGUGUCGGGAAGAUGGCAGACAUGGUGAAGAAUGAAUGUGAUUGGGGGCAGUGUGCAGAGGUUGUUACACACUGCAUGGCCGUACAUGGGAAUAUGAGUGACAACCUCCGCGAGCCCGUCUCUCGGGUGGUCCUGCUUUUCCUUGUUGGAUCAGACAUGGAGCAGUAAUAAUUAUCAUGUAUUUAAUCGAAUAUCGCAGGGUCUAAAUUCACCGUUCCAUUUCCUCUUCUGAUCCGUCAGAAGAACA
Bufo bufo (common toad) is the source of this 3658-nucleotide messenger RNA. RefSeq names its product tripartite motif containing 3 (gene TRIM3). The record is from RefSeq and is a predicted model, not a curated record. Gene Ontology annotation, molecular function: protein binding; ubiquitin protein ligase activity; zinc ion binding. NCBI's taxonomy places the organism in Eukaryota, Metazoa, Chordata, Amphibia, Anura, Bufonidae. Gene Ontology annotation, biological process: proteasome-mediated ubiquitin-dependent protein catabolic process; protein polyubiquitination; negative regulation of translation.